Corticium candelabrum is the source of this 4387-nucleotide messenger RNA. RefSeq lists its product as uncharacterized. The record is from RefSeq and is a predicted model, not a curated record. The transcript has 26 exons. Lineage: Eukaryota; Metazoa; Porifera; Homoscleromorpha; Homosclerophorida; Plakinidae. Gene Ontology annotation, biological process: signal transduction; vesicle-mediated transport. Gene Ontology annotation, cellular component: cytosol; endocytic vesicle. Gene Ontology annotation, molecular function: small GTPase binding; guanyl-nucleotide exchange factor activity. The coding region runs from base 175 to 4149 and encodes 1324 amino acids.
GCGUUUCGAACAUAGCAUUUCUUGUUUCAUAUCGCCCGUCGUCGCCUACUGUAUACCAUACAUUGUACGAUUGUCAUUAGAACACAAUCACUACACACUGCCGAGGCUUCUUCAACCACCACGGCUUUACUUGAGCCACUUCCGGUCAUCACAAAUCGCUCGAAUUGCUCCAACAUGACAAGCACAAAGUAUUUUACGGCACUCACGACCGUCACCGAAGACCUCGGCAGCAUUCUCAGCGAAAUGUACGGCUCGGAGACGCCCGACGGAGCUCGUCACGCCAUUGAAAUGAAGUAUGUAGUCGGUGGAGGUGGAGAGAAUCGCUUGGCUGAUGGUCUGACGAAGAGCGUUCGUUCUGUGCGCUCGGUUCACGAGUAUUUGGGUCACACGAAUGGGCACGACGACGACGAGGAUGCGACGAUGCGCGGCAUCUGGGCGGACACUAACGGCCAGCAGAGUGACGACGCGUUGAGCUACUACGCGCGACUCAAGAUCUCGUCCGUGCUCUGGUUCUAUCCCGCCGUGACGAGAAAGCAAGCUGAGACGAUGCUGGAUGGCAAGGUUCCCGGGACAUUUUUGGUGAGAAAUUCGAGACAAGUGGGUAACUUUGCUGUGUCUGUCUGUCUGCCUCCCGGAAUGGAGGUCGACAUCCAACAUUAUUUGAUCACUAGAGAUGAUGCAGGUUUGUGUUUCGAUCAGGCUGGACGGUACUUUGCUGAUUUGGAGGCUUUGGUGGCUCACUAUGUUGUCCACAUGAGUGACGGGAUGCCGUGUUUGCUAAAGUUGCCCACGUUGAUCGCCACGCCGACCACCAAACUCGAACUCACUCUGGCUGUAGAGAGGGAAGCAGAACGGAGAGCCAUGAUGGCGCUCAACGUGAUGUACUCACAAUUGUCUGAAGACAAGAGCGAGUCUCGCGAGGCGUCACUUGAUCGAAUUACUGAAGUCAAACCCAAAGAGUUACCCAAUCGUGUUACUACCCGGCAGCGAAGGUCGAAGACGUGUUCUUCGAUCACCGAGAAACACCUGAAAGAGUUGAUAAAAGGAAGAACGAGCGACUACUUUAAUGUCGACGAGGACAACUACGCGACGACGGACGGAUACGAUGUCGGUAAGAUCAGACCGUUGGUGAAGAGGAGUAGACGAGCGGUCACCAUAUCUUCCACUGGCGGUAGCAGGAGAGGCAGCAGAGAUACCGAAUUGUCAUUGUGUUCGAUGGAAAGCGAAGGUAGAGAGGAGGAGGACGGUCAUGGGACUCAGAAGAGUCGGUUUAGGGCAGUAAUAGCGAGACUGAAGCGACCGUUUGUGAGGGGUCGUCUACGGCUUCUUCAUAUGCGACGAAGCAAGUCGACGUCGCAUGAUGUAUUACGGACGUCGACGCCCAUCAAGAUCAAGCCGAAGUCUCAUUCGCUAACGAUGGUGCAACAACGGCUUCAGACUUCAAUGGACGUCCCGAUGUGUGUCGCGUUGCCGUCGGUGAUGAGGCCUCGUAUGCCGAGUCCAGGCAGAGACAAGAAAAAUCGGAGAUCAAGUCGUCGGAGUAGCGGCGGCACGUGUGGAGACGGGAUUUAUUCGUCGUUAGGCUCGUCGAACUCUGACAGUCUCAUUGACUCGGACAUCGACGAGAAGGACGACGAACCUCCACCGGUCCCGCCUCGUCCGAGUCAAGUGAAUCAACAGGAAAGACGCGAGGGUGUGGGUGAGGGUGAGGAUAUCGUGGGAAACGAUCCCAACCGGCCAGUGUCGGCGACAUACGCGAGUAUCGAUGACGUCGGGGUAAAACCGGAGACAUCUCGUCCGCCACCUCUCCUCUCUGUUGUGGAGUCGACGUCAGGAGAGAGACCCAAGUCUCCACCCCCUCGACCUCCCAAGGAAGAAAAACUGACGCCUCCACCUCUACCUGAGAGACGACGCAUUGCGACUCUGGCAACUCUGCCUGGGCGAAGGACGGAGCCACGCAUGCCACCACCGCCGCCGCUCCCGACAGCAAGUGGUAAUCCAUUAGUAUCAGGCGAUGUGAACACACCACCGGAGGUCCCGCCUCGUCCUCGAGCUGUCACCUUACCUGCGUUGUUUCCAAGCCACAUGGACGCGGUGACCGAGAGUGACUAUCUCGUUCCCAUUGAGGAGAUCCUUCGUAACUCGCGCAACAACGAAGACGCACAAUCACGUGAUACAGAGACGGAAACGUCACUAACGAGCGACUCGCGGUCUGUACCACCACCUCAAACGGUCACACGUAGUAAGGACGAGGAGGACGGUGACAGUCAGGUGGUGGUGGCAUUACCUAUGAGUGUGGCAGCCACGCCCAUGGGUACCACCAACAGGGCGGAGACCGAAUGUAACGAGACGUCGUUGUGCUCUCUAUCCUUGCCACUUAUGAAUGGAAUAACAACAACGGGCGUUGAGACCGACGAUUCAGCGUGUGAUAUCUCGCCGGGCGUCUCCUUCACGACCGACGACCUACCGCCGCUUCCGUCUCCUUCUGUUGAACUCGCCUAUCGACGUAGCAACUCGGAAUCAUUACUGGACAGUUUGACAGACGACACGUCGACGACAGUCAGACAUUUGCUCGCUGGUCGAUCGUUGGACAGUCUGGAAGAGAUGCAGCCUGUAGUGGAGACGGAGAGCCGUGUGAUGGUCGAAUUCACUCGAGUCGAACAAGACAGCAAGAUUGGUAGCUUGAAACGACACGCUACAGACAGUGAUAUUCAUAACCCCGAGAAGCACUCGGAUAUGCCCGAUGAGACUCGGAUUCGUUCGAACACCGUUUCGAGGAUGAGGGCGUCGGUGCGGCAGACACGCGAACGACUGGCGAGUCAUUCGAAAGGGGUGAGGCAUAGUUUUCUUGAACAAGAGCGGAUUGCGACGCUCGUGGGACUCGGUCAAUCGGAAUCUGGGGAGAUAAGCGAGGUGACGGCGGCGGCAGAAAGGGCUCGGCUGACCAUCCUGCAUUCGGGACCAAAGUUGCUGGCUCUUCGUAAGAGACGAACUCCCAGUCGAAAAAUCGGCGGACACAUCAGCAAAAUGGCGGCGACGAAAAACACAAAGCUGGGUUUUAACAUCGAAAAGUUUGUUUCUAAAAUUAAGAGCCACACGCAUGACGAUCCUGGACAUCUUGUGACAGAAAUACGAAACUUUCUGAACCAGUUGAAGAUGUACCUUCUCAACGACAGUGAAUCAGAGCUUGCCGGCGUGCUCACGAAGGAACCGUGCACAGACGAUGUCAACCUGGAUGCCGUCGUGGAAGGCGUUCUCGUGCAGGCGGUCAUUCGACCUCUUCACAAGAGAAUACGUCGCUGUUUCAGUGGCUACUACGAACAAAACGGGUCGCUGCAGUUGUUGUCUGACAAUUUGCAUUUGGCGUCUCAGAAGACGCCCGUGCAGCUGGGUGUGAAGGAUGAUCUGAUUCCACCACAAGGACCUUCGCUUGAUCACAUCCGCGGGAGACUGAACAAGAUGCAGGCGAGUCACUCGCCAUUGUGCAAGCUCGAGCAUCUCCUCGCCACGGUCGACAUCAUCUACCAGAGCGUGAAGAAUUCGAAGACUGAAGUUGCAGGUGAAGACUUGGUGCUGGGAGCUGACGAUUUUCUACCGAUUUUUAUCUACGUUCUUGCUCAAGUGCAGUUCCAUCAUGCCGAGAUUGAGGCCGAAUACAUGUGGGGCUUACUCGAUCCCACGUUGCUGUCGGGCGAGGGAGGAUACUACCUGACGACACUCAGCAGUGCAGUGAUGGUACUGAAGCAAAUUCAUGAACCGACUGAGUGUGACGGUGCUCCGAAUCGAAAGAGAAGAAGACCGACUCGGUUGCCACGGAUCGGUGACCUUCAAGGCUACAUGAGAGUUCGUAUGCCCGAUGAGUACAACACAAAUAUAAACAUGGCCGUGUUCAAGACAUUGCCGAUCGGUCCUAAGAUGACGGUGCUGGAUGCUUGUCACUUGAUCGGUCAAAAGAUGGCAAUAAAUAACCUCGAAAACUACACACUGUACAAAGUCAUUGAUAACAAAGAGACUAUACUAGAAGACGACUUUCAUCCUCAGCAUCUCAAGAUGGAGUGGGUUUUGCUCGAUUUGGAGGCUGAGCACGAAGGGAAGAUGCAGGUAGAGAGAUAUUUUGCUUUCAAACGAAAGCCGUUUACGGAUCUUUAAUUUAAUACACGAAUUUUUUUUGAGACGGAUAUGGUUGGGUUGUUGACUCGUUUAUAAGUUAACCGAUUUAUUUCACCUAGUGGCCUGUGAAGGAAGGCAUAGAUACUAGGAUUUUGCAAGUAUUUGUGUGGUUGUAUAAAUGCUGGAAGCUACCUUUUGCUUUGAACAUUUUUAAUUAUGGAAGAAUCAUUUGUUUGUUAAAAUAAAAUUCGUGUGGAGUGUGUCGGCCACAGGCUAA